Molecule: messenger RNA, 540 nt
Organism: Miscanthus lutarioriparius
Lineage: Eukaryota; Viridiplantae; Streptophyta; Magnoliopsida; Poales; Poaceae
Source: the annotation of a GenBank genome assembly
AUGGGGGCUGAGCGCCGGCGAGAACAAAUCACGGAGGAAGUGUCGUAUCACCAAACGGGAGCAGCUCCCUCGCGUACUUGCACUUGGCGGGCAACUGCAGUGCGGCGAGACCCGUCUCGAUAUGUCGAAGAAGGCGAACAUGUCCGGAUCCGCGCCUCCUGCUUGGCCUCCGUCUCGUGGAGCGCGAGGAACACGUGCUCCAUGGUCCCUGGCCCCGCCUUCUGCACCGGCUCGUACCCUGCUUCGGUCCCAGGGCCACUGCGGCUGGCGGAGGGCUGGAAUGUGGAGGCCGGCGCCGCCAGGGGGACUCAUCGCGUGGGCUCCCGCGCGCCGUCAUGGCGCUGGUGGCGGGACAGCGGAGGAGGGCGCGGCGUAGGUCUGUUAGGGGAAGGCGAGAGGUUGCGCAAGGGAGCCGGUGGCGAGGCGCGUAGAGAUCGCAGGUGGGUUGGGGAGAAGGCGUCGGCGUCUGGUGAUGGUGGUGGUUUGUUUUGGAGAGAAGCGAGAGGAAAAGGAAAAAAUUACAAAAAUAAUGAUAUUUAG